AUAACGGAGGGACUUCGCGUCACAAUACAAAAAACCUUGGUAUGGCUGAGAAGUCCUCGGAGCCUGGGUCUGUCAGCAUCCCCAUGGAGGAGACCAUGUGCAAUGGGGGGGCUCAGGACCCACCAUUGUUGACACACUUGAAGAAGGUGGAAAACCAUAUUACAGAUGCCCAGCGCUUCUCCCACCUUCCCAAGCGUUCUGCCGUGGACUUGGAGUUCAUUGAGCUGUCCUACUCUGUGCGUGAGGGCCCCUGCUGGCGAAAGAGAGGGUACAAGGCUCUGCUUAAGUGUCUGUCAGGAAGGUUCUGCAGUCGAGAGCUGAUCGGCAUCAUGGGUCCCUCAGGGGCUGGAAAAUCCACCCUGAUGAACAUCCUGGCAGGUUACAGGGAGACAGGCAUGAAAGGACAGAUUCUUGUGAAUGGGAAGCCACGAGAUCUGCGAUCUUUCCGCAAGAUGUCGUGCUACAUCAUGCAGGAUGACAUGCUGCUGCCACACCUGACCACACUGGAGGCCAUGAUGGUGUCUGCAAACUUGAAGCUCAGUGAAAACAUGGAGGUGAAAAAGGAGCUGGUAAGAGAGAUCCUGACGGCUCUGGGCUUGCUGGAGUGUGCACAUACCCGCACCGUCUCGCUGUCUGGGGGGCAGUGCAAGCGCCUGGCCAUUGCCCUGGAGCUCGUUAACAACCCUCCCGUUAUGUUCUUUGAUGAACCCACCAGCGGUCUCGACAGCGCCUCCUGCUUUCAGGUGGUGUCUCUAAUGAAAUCCCUGGCUCUGGGUGGCCGCACCAUUAUCUGCACCAUCCACCAGCCCAGUGCCAAGCUGUUUGAGAUGUUUGACAAGCUGUACAUCCUGAGUCAGGGACAGUGCAUAUAUAAGGGAACUGUGCCCCACCUCAUUCCCUACCUGAAGAACCUGGGUCUCCACUGUCCCACCUAUCACAACCCUGCCGACUUCAUUAUUGAGGUCGCGUCAGGGGAGUACGGGGAUCUGAACCCUGUGCUGUUCGAGGCUGUGCAGGGGGGGCUGUGUGCCAUGGAGGACAAGAAGAACUGUGAGAAGAGUGAGAGUCUCUGUCCCUCACUGAGUCACACCGACCCUGGACACAUUGAGAGCCACACAUUUGCAACGAGCACUCUGACGCAGUUCUGCAUUUUGUUCAAGAGAACUUUCAUCACAAUCUGCAGAGACUCGGUGUUGACGCAUCUGAGAGUCAUGUCACACAUCUCUAUCGGGGUACUGAUCGGCCUUCUUUACCUCAACAUCGGCAACGAUGCUAGCAAGGUCUUCAACAACACGGGCUUCCUGUUCUUCUCCAUGCUCUUUGUGAUGUUUGCUGCUCUGAUGCCCACUGUGCUCACGUUUCCUCUGGAAAUGUCGGUGUUUCUCAGAGAACAUCUUAACUACUGGUACACCCUGAAGGCGUACUACCUUGCCAAGACAAUGGCUGACAUUCCAUUCCAGGUCAUCUGCCCCGUCAUGUACUGCAGCAUCGUGUACUGGAUGACAGAGCAGCCUGCGGAGGCGCUACGCUACCUGCUGUUCGUGGCGCUGUCCACCUGCACCGCCCUGGUGGCGCAGUCACUGGGGCUCCUCAUUGGGGCCGCAUCUACCUCCUUACAGGUGGCCACUUUUGUUGGUCCUGUUACUGCUAUUCCUGUCCUCCUCUUCUCUGGCUUCUUUGUAAACUUUGACACCAUCCCCAAGUACCUCCAGUGGAGCUCCUACGUGUCCUACGUCAGGUACGGCUUUGAAGGGGUGAUUCUGUCCAUCUAUGGCAUGAACCGAACAGAGCUAGACUGUCCAGGGAAUGUGUGCAAAUUCCAGAAGCCAGAGGAGGUUCUCCAGCUGCUAGAUGUGGAGGACGCCAAACUGUACAUGGACUUCAUUGUUCUCGGCAUUUUCUUUCUGACUCUGCGGCUGGCCACCUACCUGGUCUUGCGUUACAAAGUCAAAUCUGAGCGAUAG
This is a messenger RNA of Megalops cyprinoides (Indo-Pacific tarpon), 1964 nucleotides long. It is a transcript of the gene abcg4b, whose product is annotated as ATP-binding cassette, sub-family G (WHITE), member 4b. Gene Ontology annotation, cellular component: plasma membrane. The record is from RefSeq and is a predicted model, not a curated record. The transcript has 15 exons. NCBI's taxonomy places the organism in Eukaryota, Metazoa, Chordata, Actinopteri, Elopiformes, Megalopidae. Gene Ontology annotation, molecular function: ATP hydrolysis activity; ATP binding; ABC-type transporter activity. Bases 42 to 1964 code for a protein of 640 amino acids.